Molecule: messenger RNA, 6429 nt
Organism: Nematostella vectensis (starlet sea anemone)
Lineage: Eukaryota; Metazoa; Cnidaria; Anthozoa; Actiniaria; Edwardsiidae
Exons: 42
Coding region: 1388-6340 (1650 amino acids)
Biological process (GO): cell surface receptor signaling pathway; adenylate cyclase-activating G protein-coupled receptor signaling pathway
Cellular component (GO): membrane
Molecular function (GO): G protein-coupled receptor activity
Source: RefSeq, a predicted model, not a curated record
UAUAGUACUGGUAUUUGAAAAAAGGAUUCUUGUUAUCUUUUAAAUUAAGCAUAUACAAGACGUGAAACCAAAUCUUUAAUAUUUUCUAAAUGGGAAAUUAUCGAGAUGAUCUUAAAAAAAAGAAACAUCACUUUAAAUCCCAUAUACUGAAAUUACCAUCAUGUUGUCUAAACAACCCACAUGACAUUGGGCCAUUCUAAGUGUAACCAGUAAUAACAUGAAAGCGUUGCGCAUUUGGCUGUCUCAUAGCAUAAAACCAACUUUGAUCAGCAAAUACAUCACAAAAUAUAAAAGCUUAACCGAAAAUGAUCAAAAAGAAAGACAAAUGAAGAGACCCAUUCAAAAACCCAUCAUUUUGAUUAGCUGAUACUUAAUUAUUUUUGGUAUAAUAAUGCGUGUAAAAAAUUGCUUUGCGUCCGGAUAAACGUUCCCUUAAAACUUUCCCUCCCGGUGCUUACAUUCCCUCGUACAAUUUAUCUCAAUAAGAAAAUCCGUCGAUACUAACAAACAUACCGAUUCAAGGUAAAUAUUCAGAGAAUCUUAUUACGAAAUUAGAGCAAACGCCAUUUACAGCCUUUGUUAAUACUAAAGCAUUUACGAGUAUUUGAAUGCAUUGUACUAAAAAGCCGCAAGUUUUCAUUCGGCUAAAAGGGGCUUGCUCUAUAAAGUAAUACAAUGCAUAUAUAUUAACCUUUAAUUUCAAUCUCCCCGGUGCAACGCUGCUUACAUAGGAAGUCUCACACCUGUCGACCGCCUCUUAACUGUUCUUGCAAAAUAUUAUUGUAACCGUGAAAAUGCGCUUCUCGACUUCUUUUCAAAUACUAUCUACCCACUAUUUGCGCGAAAGGGCCCUGUUGAGCGUUCAGAAAACAAACAAAAAAUUGCUGUCGGAAAUAGAAAAUGGAUUCACCUUGAAAACUGUCAUUCGCCUUAUUCUCUAGAUCUUAGACUUGAUUAGAUGUAGCUUAUAACCUAAGAGCACAUCUAUAAAGACAAAUUUGUCCAAACUUUACUAGAUUCUUCUUUUCCAAGCAAGAGGCAAUAUAAGUUGUAAAUGGACAUUUUGAGGGUGGCGUGAAAGGAUAUCGGCUAUUGGAUUGUUGUUUUGUUUCAAGUCUGUAAAGAUUUGGAUAGAACAAGUUGUGGAAUAAUGAAAUGCCAUUUUGUCGAUGAAAUAGGCUUCAUUAUUUGUGCAGUUCGUAGUUGGCAGAUGUCACUCACGAAUCGUGUUACGUCACUAAGCCCUUAACACAAACCGUUUCCUGACAGAACGAAGACCAUCUCACAAUUUAUUGUGUCGUACCUACAGUCCCUAAAACGAAACAAAAAAUGAAAACAUUGCAAAACUAGCACGACAAAGCCACAGCUACCCGAUCAGCUUGUACAAAUGGCGGAUUUACUUAAGAAAACCUUGUGUUCGUCGGUUUAUUGCUUUGGGGUAUUUUUCUUGAUGAUAAAUCCGGUCUUAUCAAUAUCGUACCACAUCGACACGUCCGCAGCAAUCAUUAAAGGUGGCGGCAAAAAUGUUACUGGAACUAAAGAACAACGUUACUUUGUCGGCCCCAACCAGGCUUCAUGGAACUACUCAGUCGCUGUAUUCAACUUAACAUUACAUAAAGACAUCUUUGAAAAGGAGAACGAUAUCACCAUCAACGGGACGGACGCCUUGUCAAUCCACACAAGAGGGGACUUUGAUCUCAGGACGAAGCUUGAUGUGAGUGGUAGACAAAUCGACGCGUCGGACAGCAAGCUGUACUUCAUCGGAGGAUUCAUUCGCACGAGCAAUUCAUGCUGCGUGCUCGGAGCUGGGCCCGGUGCAGGGUUCAGUUAUCAUGGCGGAGGGCAUGGCGGUAGAGGAGGGGGGUUUUACCAGGAUCGGAAUACUUCACGGUACUACGGAUGGGAGUACCACGAUAUGGGCUACCUGUUGGGCGGUAGCACAGGGACGGUGCUUUUCUCCAGCAAGCCAGGCUCAGGCGGGGGAGCGAUUGAAAUCGUGACUGAUGGAAAAUUAACUGUUGGUGCGACAAUCAGCUCCGAUGGUCAUACUUCUAGCAACACGUCGACUCCGCACUGCGCUGGCGGAAGCUCUGGAGGACUAAUUCGCCUAGUGGCAAAUAAGGUGGUGUUUGAGGGUGAAGAAGGCAAGCUGAGUGUCAUCGGAGGAAAUAGCGGUUUUAGCACGAACCACUCCGGCCACUGCGGCGGUGGGGGUGGGGGUGGGGUGAUACAGGUCUUUCACAGAACCCCUGACGAUUCUCAAAUCAGCGACAGGAGAAAAAUGCUGACGUCAGGAGGAAAGGGAUUGGCUAAUGGAGAAGAUGGCGUCAGAUGGGCUGGAGUAUUCUUCGACAGCGGAGACAUUGAAAUCAACUCUUCAAGUUGUCAAAUGAAGUGGAAGUCCGUUUUGCUACACCAGGGUGCAGUUGAAAGCCGAACCUACAACACACCAAACGGUGAUGCUUUCGACUACAAAGUGUGCCACUUUAAGUUCCACUCCUCGGUACACUUAGGAAAGAACACUAAUGUCCAAGUCGUCGGAGAUGACGCGAUAAAGAUCAGUAGUACUACUGGGAACGUUGAAAUCUACUGUAAAAUUGAUUUGAACGCAGGCUCAGGAAUUAACAAUGUAGCGAGAUACCGCGGAGGUUUCGUCAAAAACAAGGUUGACGGCAAACACGAUGGUCCUGCGGGCGUGACCAACUGCAGCGUGACAGGUCUGUACGAGCACGACUUCAGAGCGUUACUAGGCGGCAGCGUGUGUAGUGGAGCUUCUUCCGGAGAUAAACUGGCGUCAGGAGGAGGAGCUAUUGAAUUGGUCGCUUUAGAUGGACACGUGAAAAUUGGUUCGGAGAUCACCGCUAAUGGUUAUACUGGUGACUUUAGUCUUCUUGGAGGGAUGGGAGGAACAAUCAGAGUCGAAGGAAAAUGGGUGGUACUCGACAGGAGCGCAAAACUGUCCGCCAAGCCCUCCAAAGGCGCUCUCGCCAGCGGUGGUGUCAUUCAGAUCAAGAGCCUGUAUGAUAUCGAGGGGAUGUGUGAGUCGAAGAUUGACGUUACUGGGUUACGUAACGGCCUUGCUACCGUAAUGGUAACUGCCAAGCAGUCAUACCAAGUCCAGCUCAUCAGGUCAGGUCAGCUGACCAUCGACACGAGUACCCGGAUGUGGAUCCACCGCGCAGAACCCAAUUCCACGAUAGCGUACGCGCACGAGGGUGACGGGAUACCGUCACGCAACGUCACGGAGUUCCAGUUCAGGGUGCCCAUCAUCAUCAAUGGAUCGUCAGAGGUGCACGUGACAGGAGGCCCCGCCCUCUCCAUUAAGAGCAGUGAGGGCAUGUAUAUCGGCGCUGACCUUCACCUUGGCAAGGACGUCAAUGGCGCGUAUGUUCAAGGCUCGUUCAUUGGUGGCUUUUGUACCCACAACAAAGCAGAAUCGACAGGACGAGGCCCAGGAGGUGGUUUCCAUGGCAACCUGACAGGAGCAGGCCACGGUGGAAAGGGCGGAGGUCUGAUCGAACUUGGUGGCGUCACGUACGGAGAGGAUUAUGGGUACGAUCCCGUCAAGCUAAUAGGCGGCAGUACAGGCGGUGGACUGGGUUCGAGUUUGGGUUGUGGUGGAGGCGCUAUAAGCAUUGAAUCAACGAAAAAUGUGACGAUAGCUGCGUCAAUAACUGCAAACGGAUUCCGUAAGCAAGUUGAAGCCGGUUCUUCAUUUGGCGGUAGCAGCGGUGGAACGAUUAUCCUAAAAGGCAAACAGGUCAUUCUUAUGGAUAAUGCCCAGUUGGGAGUGAAUGGCAGCAAUGCGCACCCCCCUGGAAGUAGCGCAACGGGCGGGGGAGCAGGAGGAGUCAUUGUCAUCGAAAGCUCGUCUGUGAUUGGGCAAUUACCGAAACCCGAGAGUGACGCAAGAGGGGGCGAAGGCGGGGUCAGCGGCGAGAACGGGGUUGUUAUUAUCAAUGGAAAACUUAGCCGUUACCCGCCACCCGGGAUGGUACGCUCCAGAAAUUACACCGGGUGCUUCAGAUUAACAGGGGGCGACGCUAAACCCCUGCCCCUCAUGGCCCAUGAUGCCACGCCCACAGCGUGCGUCCUCAAGUGCCUGUCAGCGGGUUAUGAGGAGGCCUUUAUACGUGGCAAGGACUGUAAGUGUUUCAUCAAGGCUCAGACGGAGGAGGUGGCGGAAGAGAGUUGUAACGCCACUUGCCCUGCGAGCAGUAGGUUCUACUGUGGCGGGAAAAUGAGCGAAGUCUUUAGCAUGUAUCGCACAGGUUACGUUCGACCACUUCCGACGACCGCGCCCACCCCGCGUCCAGUUGACGAGCCCACAGAAGAGUUCAAAAAGUUGUCCCAAAAGACGAUAACAUCCUCGAAUUCGGAGACAAUAGUGCAGGACCUGAAUAACCUGACAACGAACAGCUCGCUCAACGGCGGGGAUACAUGGGUAGCGGUUAACGUGCUGGUGAAAUUAGCGACGGGGAAGGUCCUAGCAACGGCAAACGUCACUCAAGCCAAAGCAACAGGGCAGGCCGUGAUCGAGAUUGCAAGUUCAUUGAUGAGCCCUGAAAAUAGAGGGAGCUGGGGACUGCUGGAAUCACGGAAUUCAACCAAAAAGGCCUCCCCAUAUACUAUCCUACACUCGAUCGAACAGAUUGCUAUGGACCUUGGAUCUAAUCUUUCUGAGCAGACCAACGUCACCGUGGAGACAAAGACCAUAGCUAUGGGCAUCGAGGUGUGCUCCUUGGAUAACUUCAAGGGUGGUUUUUACCCUCGCUAUGACCGUCUAACAAGCAAAUGGGUGUCAGACGACCAGAUAUAUGUGCCGCGAGAGACUGUGGACGAGUUCAGGGCGUCAGGUGAAACGAAGACGACGGCCGUGUAUGUGCUUUACCAUGGCAUUACAGAUCUACUUAACACUGGUAUUUGGGAGCAAAACACGUACCUCAACUCUAAGGUGAUGGCGUUCGGUUUUGACAAAGUUCUCCACAAACAGCUACAACUACCCGUAAAAAUGACCUUCCGCAAAUACGAGGAUUGGACGAAUAUCACAAAGACGCGGUGUUCCUUCCUUGAUUUUAGACAAUCGUCGGCAGGCAACUGGUCGAGUUCUGGUUGUAAGAUGACGUCAGACCCCGAUGAGCGAUUAGCGCAGUGUGAAUGUGACCAUCUUACCAAUUUCGCAAUUCUGAUGCAAGUCCACGAGUUUAAGAUUGACCGCGCUCACGAGAAAGCACUACAGCUCAUCACAUAUGUGGGGUGCGGAAUCUCGCUCUUCGGACUUGCUCUCACUUUGGCCACCUUCCUCUCUCUCGAAACCCUGGCGUCAGAACGAACAUCGAUCCACAAAAACCUCGUGGUGGCCAUCGGUCUUGCUCAGAUCAUUUUCCUGGCGGGAAUCGACGCCCCCAACCCGAUCGCAUGUAAAGUGGUGGCUCUGAGCCUGCACUACCUCUACACAGCGGCGUUCGCUUGGAUGUGCUGUGAGGGUGUUCAUCUCUACACAAAAGUGAUCGAGGUGUUUAGUUCCGAGGGAAGCAAGAUGAAGUACUACUACCUUCUAGGAUGGGGUGCGCCCUUAAUCAUCGUCAUUAUCUCAGCGGCUAUUCGCUUCGAGCAUUACGGUUCCGAGCAGGCAUGUUGGAUCUCUAUAAAAGAUGGCUUGAUCUGGGCAUUCGUUGGACCCGUCCUUGCAAUCAUGGCCGUGAACUUUGUUGUCAUGGUGAUGGUCAUCAAAGUCAUCCUUGCCUCUGUGACAUCAAUCCAAAAUCCCACAAACACCUCACAAGUGAAAGCGGGACUGAAGGGAAUGGUAGUCCUGUUACCACUGCUCGGUCUUACUUGGGUGUUUGGGCUGAUGGCUGUGGAUGAGAAGACGAUUGCCUUCCAGUACAUCUUUGCUAUUCUCAACUCACUACAGGGCCUAUUCAUUUUUGCCUUCCAUUGCAUUGGAAAUUCUGAGGUGCGGGUGGCCUACAAGAGACUGCACGAGAAGAGAACUCUCCAGAAAAGUCUGCCAGAACAUUCGCUAUCUAGCAUGCAACAUAAUAAGGACCUCAAACGCAGGAUGAAUUCCCGCGAAACCAACUCCACUGGCGACGAGGAUGUCAUCGUCACCAAGACGAUUCGCAGCGUUUCAGACGUCAAGUUAUCUGGAGACCACGUCCCCAUGCAAACUAGUCGACAACUACCGCUCGAGAAAGUUGUAGAAGAGACAGCCUCGACAGCGAUAACGCAAUCCGAUCACGCAACAAGAAAGACUCAUAACAAGAGAACGGAACCGCGCGACGCGGACGUCCCGCAACGUGUCACGCCAGGCAGGAGGUCAUGCUCUAUUGCGUAGAAAUAGAGUAGGUCAUGCGUGACGUAUUAGUCACGCAAGGCAAAAUGAUGUAGGAUAGGUCACGCUAGACACGUAAGCCACGCAAUGCA